Messenger RNA from Trichechus manatus latirostris (Florida manatee), 1873 nucleotides. It is a transcript of the gene TIFA, whose product is annotated as TRAF interacting protein with forkhead associated domain. Gene Ontology annotation, biological process: positive regulation of canonical NF-kappaB signal transduction; canonical NF-kappaB signal transduction; innate immune response. NCBI's taxonomy places the organism in Eukaryota, Metazoa, Chordata, Mammalia, Sirenia, Trichechidae. Gene Ontology annotation, molecular function: protein binding. The coding region runs from base 341 to 925 and encodes 194 amino acids. The record is from RefSeq and is a predicted model, not a curated record. The transcript has 2 exons. Gene Ontology annotation, cellular component: cytoplasm.
UGGCUAGGUCCACACGCCGCGCCCCCUACCCCCUUUCCGGAAACCUGAUUUGACCGCAAUUUUUCUAAGGUUUUCCUCCUGCUGUUUUUGGUUUUAAAACUCCUUUUGCAAGACCUGUACCUUUAGUAGGUACAGGUUCUUGAUUCUGCAAAACAACUCAGCUUAACAUCAGGUGGUACCCGGUUCCUGGAGAGGAGCUGCCGCGCACUCGCCCGAGUCAGGUGCGGAACCUGGGCGGUGGGCUGUGACCAUCUCCCCGACCCCGAGCCUCCUCCCGGUCGCCUCCAUUAGCCUCGUUCCGAGCCUGGAAGGUGAAGCCUUUGGGGAAGUUCACGGACUCAUGAGCUCCAAGGCGGGUCCGAUUCCAGUGCAUGUCAUGUCCAGUUUUGAAGAUGCUGACACGGAAGAGACAGUAACUUGUCUCCAGAUGACUCUUUACCAUCCUGGCCUGCUGCAGACUGGAAUAUUUCAGUCAAUCAGGUUUUGUCACCGAGAGAAACUGUCCUCCAGUGAAGUGGUGAAAUUUGGCCGAAAUGCCACCAUCUGUCGUUAUACCUUUCUAGACAAGCAGGUUUCUCGAGUUCAGUUUUCUUUGCAGCCAUUUAAAGACUUCAGUAGCUCUGUUCUCUCUUUUGAAAUUAAAAAUAUGAGUAAGAAGACCAGUCUUAUUGUGGACAGCAGAGAGCUGGGCUACCUAAAUAAAACGAACCUGCCGUACAGGUGCAUGGUCAGAUUUGGCGACUAUCAGCUCCUUAUGGAGAAGGAAGAUGGAGAGUCAUUGGAUUUUUUCGAGACUCAAUUUAUUUUGUCUCCAAGGCCACUCUCACAAGAAAACAUCUGUGCAGCAACAAAUCCUGUACCUGAGAAUGGCAAUUGUUCCACCCGAAGCACUUCUCCUACAGAAAUGGAUGAAAAUGAAGCAUGAACACAGAGGGCUAAGAAGACAAUCAUGGAGGAUGAAGCGCCCUGUAGACACCUUAUAGAUACUCUUCUUAUUCAGAUAGACCCUCUUCUUAUUCAGAGUUUAUUACUGUAGUAGGUAAAGCCUCAAUUCCCCUGUUAGGCUGUCAGAUUUAGGAUUUGGUAUAUCAUUUUGAAGUCUGUAAACUGUGUUUGUCAACAACUUAGUCACCUAUUGCAUUCCAGGAUCUAUGAAGAAUUACUUUAAGUGUACAGCUCUGAGGGCUAAUGUACAAAAUAUCCUUUGUGAUGAAGGAAUAGUGUUUCUUUUUUUAUCCUUGAUUAUAGUUCUGUGUUUUGUUUUCAUAAGGAACCAUGUCUUGGUUUGGUCAUAUAAUUUUAGUCCUUUGUUUUCAUAUAAAAACAGCAGCCCUUUGUUUUCAAGGUCAAGACUCUGAGAAGGUUGUAGAUGGUGUUUGUAGCCUGUUGGUUAUUGUAGUGCCAGGGUACUGGAACAUAGCAUAAUGCGUUCUAGAGUGGUCUGUCAUUGUGGUUUUAAUAUGGAAAGACUUAUUUGAGAAAUAAUAUUUUUAUUUUUUUACUAUUUUCUUUCUGUGGAAUAAUAGAGUGGUUUUUCCCAGGACAACAGUUCUCCUUGUAUCAAUUCAGCAUCUAAAAUAUUUAAAUAUUUUAAAGAACCACUGUGUUUAGAAUUAUUUUUUAGUAUUCUUACCAAAUUUUAAAAGUUUGAUUCUUAUGUACUGAACAUAAUUUUAUAAUUCCAUAAAUACAAUUUUUAACAGCAUCUAUAAAGUCAAAGUUUAAUUCACUAACCAUUUUCUAUGGAACUGUUUCUACAGAAAAGAAAGACUCACCUCUGUAUAGUCGGAAUUAACUCGAUGGCAAUGGGUUUAUAUAAGUAAAUGUGUAAUGUGAACAUUUAUAAUAAAGGCUUAAAUAUUUCUAAUGUUAA